Messenger RNA from Phodopus roborovskii (desert hamster), 2430 nucleotides. Its product is annotated as cadherin-6. Bases 13 to 2385 code for a protein of 790 amino acids. Gene Ontology annotation, molecular function: cadherin binding; calcium ion binding. Gene Ontology annotation, cellular component: catenin complex; plasma membrane; adherens junction. Lineage: Eukaryota; Metazoa; Chordata; Mammalia; Rodentia; Cricetidae. The record is from RefSeq and is a predicted model, not a curated record. The transcript is spliced from 11 exons. Gene Ontology annotation, biological process: multicellular organism development; homophilic cell-cell adhesion; cell-cell junction assembly.
CUUGCCACCAGCAUGAGAACUUAUCCGUACAUCUUGAUGCUCUUUUGGGUCAACCAAUCCUACCCAACUUUCUCAAGCCCGUUAUCUAAAAGGACUAGUGGUUUCCCAGCAAAGAGGAGGGCCCUGGAGCUCUCUGCAAACAGCAGGAGUGAGCUGAGCCGUUCGAAAAGGAGUUGGAUGUGGAAUCAGUUCUUCCUCCUGGAGGAAUACACAGGAUCCGAUUAUCAGUACGUGGGCAAGUUACAUUCAGACCAGGAUAGAGGAGAUGGAUCACUUAAAUAUAUCCUUUCAGGAGAUGGGGCAGGAGAUCUCUUCAUUAUCAAUGAAAACACAGGCGACAUACAGGCCACCAAGAGGCUGGACAGGGAAGAAAAACCUGUUUACAUCCUUCGAGCUCAAGCUAUCAACAGAAGGACAGGAAGACCCGUAGAGCCUGAGUCUGAAUUCAUCAUCAAGAUCCAUGACAUCAAUGACAAUGAGCCAAUAUUUACCAAGGAUGUUUAUACAGCCACGGUCCCCGAGAUGGCUGAUGUUGGCACGUUUGUAGUACAAGUCACUGCAACUGAUGCUGAUGACCCAACAUAUGGAAACAGUGCUAAAGUUGUCUACAGCAUCCUACAGGGACAACCCUACUUUUCAGUGGAGUCUGAAACAGGUAUCAUCAAGACAGCGUUGCUCAACAUGGAUCGAGAAAACAGAGAACAGUACCAAGUGGUGAUUCAAGCCAAGGACAUGGGUGGCCAGAUGGGAGGACUGUCGGGGACCACCACCGUGAACAUCACGCUGACUGAUGUCAAUGACAACCCACCCCGUUUCCCCCAGAGUACAUACCAGUUUAAGACCCCCGAGUCCUCUCCACCGGGUACACCAAUCGGCAGGAUCAAAGCCAGUGAUGCUGACGUGGGAGAAAAUGCAGAGAUUGAGUACAGCAUCAUGGAUGGUGAGGGGCAAGAUAUGUUUGACGUCAUCACUGACCAGGAAACCCAGGAAGGAAUUAUAACUGUCAAAAAGCUCUUGGAUUUUGAAAAGAAGAAAGUGUACACCCUCAAGGUGGAAGCCUCCAAUCCCCAUGUCGAGCCCCGAUUUCUCUAUCUGGGUCCCUUCAAAGACUCAGCCACGGUGAGAAUCGUGAUAGAUGAUGUGGAUGAGCCUCCAGUCUUCAGCAAACUGGCCUACAUCCUACAAAUCCGAGAGGACGCGCAGAUAAACACAACCAUAGGCUCUGUCUCAGCUCAAGAUCCUGAUGCUGCCAGGAAUCCUGUCAAGUAUUCUGUGGACAGACAUACAGAUAUGGACAGGAUAUUCAACAUUGAUUCUGGAAAUGGUUCAAUUUUUACAUCAAAACUUCUUGACCGGGAAACACUGCUAUGGCACAACAUCACAGUGAUAGCAACAGAGAUUAAUAAUCCAAAGCAAAGCAGCCGAGUGCCUCUCUAUAUUAAAGUUCUUGACGUCAAUGACAAUGCCCCAGAAUUCGCCGAGUUCUAUGAAACCUUUGUCUGUGAAAAAGCAAAGGCAGACCAGCUGAUUCAGACCCUACAUGCUGUUGACAAGGAUGACCCUUACAGUGGACACCAAUUCUCCUUCUCUUUGGCCCCUGAAGCAGCCAGUGGCUCAAACUUUACUGUACAAGACAACAAAGACAACACCGCAGGAAUCCUAACUCGGAAAAAUGGCUAUAACAGACACGAGAUGAGCACCUAUCUCCUGCCUGUGGUCAUUUCGGACAACGACUACCCAGUCCAAAGCAGCACUGGGACAGUGACUGUCCGGGUCUGUGCAUGUGACCACCAUGGCAACAUGCAGUCCUGCCACGCCGAGGCCCUCAUCCACCCCACAGGGCUGAGCACAGGGGCUCUGGUGGCCAUCCUUCUGUGCGUCGUGAUCCUACUAGUGACAGUGGUGCUGUUUGCAGCUCUGAGGCGGCAACGAAAGAAAGAGCCUUUGAUCAUUUCUAAAGAGGACAUCAGAGAUAACAUUGUCAGUUACAACGAUGAAGGUGGCGGAGAGGAGGACACCCAGGCCUUUGAUAUCGGAACCCUGAGGAACCCCGAAGCCAUGGAGGACAGCAAAUCUCGCAGGGACAUUGUGCCUGAAGCUCUUUUUCUACCGCGUCGGACUCCAACAGCUCGCGACAACACCGAUGUCAGAGAUUUCAUUAACCAAAGGUUAAAGGAAAAUGACACAGACCCCACAGCCCCACCCUACGACUCCUUGGCCACCUAUGCCUAUGAAGGCACCGGCUCGGUGGCCGACUCGCUGAGCUCACUGGAGUCAGUGACCACAGAUGGGGACCAAGAUUAUGACUAUUUGAGUGACUGGGGCCCUCGGUUCAAAAAGCUAGCAGAUAUGUACGGAGGGAUGGACAGUGACAAAGACUGCUAAUCUGUUGCCUUUUCAUUUUCCAAUUAUGACACUGGAAUAUAUGAA